Molecule: messenger RNA, 882 nt
Organism: Paecilomyces variotii
Lineage: Eukaryota; Fungi; Ascomycota; Eurotiomycetes; Eurotiales; Thermoascaceae
Product: oxidoreductase
Exons: 2
Coding region: 1-882 (293 amino acids)
Cellular component (GO): intracellular anatomical structure
Molecular function (GO): oxidoreductase activity, acting on NAD(P)H, oxygen as acceptor
Source: RefSeq, a predicted model, not a curated record
AUGACCUUUUCAAAAGCGGUGUCAUUGCGGACUCCAACCAAACCAAUACUGGAUGGCAGCCAGGAAUCGCGCAAGGAACCGGUUCCAAGAAGCGCGUAUCCUGACUUUAGUCUUCAGAAUAAAGUGUAUGUGGUAACCGGUGGUGGUCGAGGGUUAGGACUCAUGAUUGCAGAAGCCAUGGUACAGGCAGGCGCUGAAGUGCACUGCUUAGACCGAUUGGUCGAGCCAGACCCUGAAUUUACUGCUUCCCAGGAAUGGAGUAAGGAGCAGAAACAUAAGGGGGAGCUACAUUAUCACCACGUCGAUGUACGAGAUAUGGAGAUACUAAACAGGGUCGUGGCCUCUAUCGCAGAGCGACGGCGCCAAAUGAACGGGCUUGUCGCAGCAGCAGGCGUGCAGCAGAUCAAAGAAGCAGUCAACUAUACAUGUGCAGAUGUGACAGAGAUGCUUGAUGUCAAUUAUACUGGAGUCUUCAUGUCGGCGAACGCGGUAGCACGGCAGAUGAUAAGAUUCGAGAGUCCUGGUUCAAUAGUUCUUGUGGCCUCGAUGUCCGGAUUUAUCGCCAACAAGGGUCUUAACUCGCCUGUCUACAACUCAUCCAAGGCAGCGGUUAUUCAGCUGUCUCGCAACUUAGCCAUGGAAUGGGCCAAAUUUGGAAUCCGCGUCAAUUCCCUAUGUCCCGGCCACAUCAUCACACCCAUGGUCCAGAAAAACUUCGAGGAGGUUCCCGGUCUGCAGGAGACAUGGGAGCGGGAAAACAUGCUCAACCGACUGGCCACGCCAGAGGAGUUCACGGGGGCAACGAUCUUCAUGCUUUCGGACGCCAGCAGCUUCAUGACAGGUGGUCAUCUGGUAAUUGAUGGUGGUCACACUGCUUGGUAA